AUGGACACCUCGUUCCCAAGGGAGGAGCGGCCGCCCCCCAAGCGGGGGCCGCCCCCCGCGCCCCGCGACCACCUCGUCUGGGCCAUCUUCAACACCCUCUACAUGAACUUCUGCUGCCUGGGCUUCGUGGCGCUCGCCUUCGCCAUCAAGGCUCGGGACCGGAAAGUGUCCGGGGACGUGGAAGCUGCUCGGCACUUCAGCUCCAAGGCGCGGUGCUACAACGCCCUGGCCACGGCGGGCAGCGUGCUGCUGCCCCUCCUGCUCGCUGCCCUCAUUGUCACCGGUGUCAUCCACCUCUCCAAGCUGGCCCAGGAGUCCGUCGGCUUCUUCACCUACCAGUUCAGCGGGAGCGACGACGAGGACCAGUGACUCUGAG
Catharus ustulatus (Swainson's thrush) is the source of this 376-nucleotide messenger RNA. RefSeq names its product interferon induced transmembrane protein 5 (gene IFITM5). NCBI's taxonomy places the organism in Eukaryota, Metazoa, Chordata, Aves, Passeriformes, Turdidae. Gene Ontology annotation, cellular component: plasma membrane. The coding region runs from base 1 to 369 and encodes 122 amino acids. Gene Ontology annotation, biological process: bone morphogenesis; bone mineralization. The record is from RefSeq and is a predicted model, not a curated record. The transcript is spliced from 2 exons.